GUGAACACAACGGUCUCUCUUAAACUCCCUGAAGUUAUUGUCAAGGAUUCUGAAAAAAGCUUUGUCACUGUACUGGGUGAUCUGAUCAGUCAUGCUUUAAAAAACAUUGCUGAUCUGUUGCGAAUGCCUUACGGCUGUGGUGAGCAGAACAUGCUGAACUUUGCACCCAAUAUUUACAUCCUUCAGUACUUGGAGAGCAGUGGACUGCUCACGCCUGAUAUUUUGGCACGAGCUAAAACCUAUCUGGAGACUGGCUACCAAACACAGCUGAAUUACAAACAUUCUGAUGGAUCUUACAGCGCAUUUGGGAACAGUGAUCCUUCUGGGCACACCUGGUUAACUGCAUAUGUGAUGAAGAUUUUCGGAGGGGCAAAGAAACAUGUGUUUGUAGAUGAAACCAACAUCGAUCAGGCAAAGAAUUGGUUGGGUCAGCUCCAGCAGGGGAAUGGGUGCUUUAAAACAGUGGGCAUCCUUUACCACAAUGAAAUGAAGGGUGGUGUCAGUGAUGAUGUCACUCUCACCGCAUACAUCGUUGCAGCUUUUCUGGAACUGGGCAUGAAAACAACAGAUCCCAUGGUGAAACAAGGCCUUGUUUGUCUGAAGGAAGCUUCCAGCAACCUUGACAACACGUACUUCACUGCCCUGGUCGCCUACACAUUCACUCUGGCUGGAGACCAAGAGAUGAGACAGAAACUCGUCUCCAACUUGGACAAUUUAGUCAAGAGAGAUGGUGUUGGCCGAUAUUGGACUCAAACAAAUGGGAAACUGACAGGCUCUUUAGAUGUAGAGAUGACUUCAUACGUGUUGUUGGCGCUUCUCUCUGGGCCAACACUGCCAUCAUUUAAACUGGACUAUUCUGCUACCAUAGUGCACUGGCUGGCCAAGAGGCAAAAUGCCUUUGGAGGUUUCUCCUCUUCUCAGGACACUGUGGUGGCCCUCCAGGCACUUGCUAAAUACAGUGCUGCCACCUACAGUCCAACAGGAUCCGUUGUUGUCAAUGUGACCUCCCCCUCAAGCCAGAAAUACAACUUCAUUGUCAACCAGAGUAACCGAUUGCUUUACCAGGAGAGACCGCUGCUGCCACCUACAGGAAGCUUCACAGUCGCUACAAGAGGCCAGGGCUGUGUGUUUGUGCAGUUUUCCUUGCACUACAAUGUCCUGCCAUCUAACUCCUUGGCCUUCACCAUCAAAACUGAUGCAACUUCAACUUGUAAAAGGAAACGGUACUAUACUGUUACAUUAACGUUUACUAUCAGAUAUAAUGGUCCACGAGGAGAGACCAACAUGGUGAUCAUUAAUGUGAAAUUGUUGUCUGGAUUUGUGCUGGAUUCCUUGUCUCUACAAACUCUUCAGCAGGAUUCAAGAAUCAAACUUGUGGAGCAGAAUGAAGGGCAUGUCAUGUUGUAUUUAGAUGGGAUGAAAAAGGAUGAGGAGAAAUCCUUUACCUUGAUGCUUUUGCAGAACGUAGUGGUGAAGAACCUGAAACCAGCUGUGGUGACUGUCUACGAUUACUACAAGACUAGUGACGGUGGUGAGAAGCAGUACACCUCCCCAUGUUAAGUAAUGUGUCGUGCUGUCACUGGACAAUCCAGAGGUGAUAUUCAAUGGUGUGACUUCAUUUCAUCAGACCUUCAAGAUCAAGGAUGGAAUUAAUACUGCCGCAUGAUUUGUUCUUAUAUCUUCUGAAUUUCUUAAAAUCAGAAUAUACUGAUGACAUGCUACUGUGUAUAUGAACUGUAAAUGAUAAU
Molecule: messenger RNA, 1748 nt
Organism: Triplophysa dalaica
Lineage: Eukaryota; Metazoa; Chordata; Actinopteri; Cypriniformes; Nemacheilidae
Product: alpha-2-macroglobulin-like protein 1
Exons: 14
Coding region: 124-1560 (478 amino acids)
Cellular component (GO): extracellular region
Source: RefSeq, a predicted model, not a curated record